Messenger RNA from Drosophila elegans, 1146 nucleotides. RefSeq lists its product as uncharacterized. The transcript is spliced from 3 exons. The record is from RefSeq and is a predicted model, not a curated record. Bases 677 to 1054 code for a protein of 125 amino acids. NCBI's taxonomy places the organism in Eukaryota, Metazoa, Arthropoda, Insecta, Diptera, Drosophilidae.
AUGAGUCUCACCAGCCUCUGUGAUGCGUUGCAGAGUCCGAAAGGCAUCACACGGAACUGGUAAAGAGGCCGACCAGGAACCGUAAAGGCUGUGUAUUCCUUGCUGCUCGUGUCCAACUCAAUCUGCCAAAAAGCGAACUUCAAAUCCACGCUGGAAAUGUAGUAUGUUUGCUCAAUUCUGGACAGGAUGCCGUCUAUGCUGGGCAACGGGUAAGCAUCUUUGAUGGUCACAUCAUUAAGCUUACGUGCGUCUAAGCAGAACCGGUGUUUUCCAGAUCUUGACACUACGGUGGUGCGGUUACUCCAGGGGCUUUUGCUCUCCUCGAUGACUCCGAGCGCUAGCAUCUUGUCGACCUCGUCCUCGACCACCUUCUGCUUCGCGGGAGACAUCGGAUAGGGUCGAUCCUUGAACACUUUGGCUCCGUCCAUCAGCUCAAUAAUGUGUUUCUCCAGACUGGUGGUACCUAAGCCAUCCCUCUCGAAAGUCAAGAACUGCUGCUUGAUCUCCUCCAGCUCUUGUUCCUCGGCCUUGGAAAGCGUCCAGGACUCGGGAUCGGGUUUCUCCUCAUCGUCAUCCUCGACUUCCGCGUAGUGUUCCAUCUUCCUGGCGUGUAAUUCUUCGGCCUUCUUCACGCCUUCCGAAUUUAUGUGGCCUAUAAUCGCUGGGGCCAGUCCGAAUGCUUGCCAAAAAUCAACUCCAAAAUAAGCUGGCUGCUCCAGAGGCCGUACGGACUGCGGAUAAGUACUUCUGGACGGGCACAUCCAAGGCCUCGACCAGCUCUCUGCCACCUUUUCCAAGCAGACUCACACUCGCUCCAGUGUCCAACAACCCCGUCAGUUGCUUGGUCAGAACUCGGACUGCGGCGAACGGUCUGGGAUCUCGCGAUAAACUGCGCCUCACGGCGGCCACUGCUUCGCGUCGGCAGUUCCGACGUUUGCGAAAUCGCUCCCUGGCCUUUUGCACCUUACGAGACACCAUACGCAUCCCGCCCAACUGGUGCUCUGAGAAGAUCCUGUUCCUGGUCUCUAGAUACCGUCGCAUCCUCUCCGCAUAAGCUCUUCUUCUCUGCGGAACUCCUGUUUGGACGCAUCCUCUCCGCCCUCGGAUCGCCCAGCCGACCGUUUUCCGCACAAUCCGGACAUUUGG